GCUUCAGUCACGCUUUAUCAGCCGAGUCGUAACACGGAGAAGAGCGAAGGCGCGCGCGGCUUCGAACAGCGAAUCGGUGGCUCGUCCGUGCAACCUAGAUCUCAUCGUGUUCCGUCCUCGUCCUCGCGCGUUCGUUCGCCCGACAGAGGUGAAACCCGGCCAGAACCGAACGACUCGCGGCGGCGAGCAAACGCGCAAAGCCUCCGUCGUUCGACUCCGCGUCCGACUCCGCGUCCGACUCCGCUCGUUUUAUUGAUCGUCUCCCCUCGAGAGAGAAAGCCUUCCGCCGAAAACGCCGCGGCUACUACGUUCAAGGAUCGUUCCGGCUGCGAGAACUCCGCGAAAAUGGUGAACGACAUCUACUAUCCGAACACCGAGCUCUCGAAGAACUCCCACUGCGACAGCUUCAAUCGUUACAAGAAGAUGCACGAGAAAUCCAUAAAGGAUCCGGCGCAGUUCUGGGGCGAGAUAGCGAAACAAUUUUAUUGGGAGACGCCGGCGAUCGACGAGAAGUUCUUCUCGUACAACUUCCACCUGAGCAAGGGUGAGAUCUUCGUGAAAUGGAUGGAGGGCGCCUCGACGAAUAUCAGUUUCAAUCUGCUCGACAAGAACGUGAAGACCGGGAACGGCGACAAGAUCGCGUUCUACUGGGAGGGCAACGAUCCCGACGAUUAUUCGCGGCUGACGUACAAGAAAUUGCUAGAGGAGGUAUGCAGAUUCGCGAACGUGCUGAAAUCGAAGGGGGUGACGAAGGGUGACCGCGUCGCCAUUUACAUGCCGAUGAUCUUGGAGCUGCCAGUCGCCAUGCUGGCUUGCACCAGGAUCGGCGCCGUCCACAGCGUAGUGUUCGCAGGCUAUUCGUCGGACUCUCUAGCGGAACGUAUUCUGGACUCGAAGGCAAAAGUUCUGGUGACGACCGACGGCGUGUGGAGAGGGGAGAAGCUUCUCCUAUUGAAGGCGAUCUGCGAUGAUGCUUUGAACAAGGUCAAGAAGAAUGACCACGUGGUCGAGUGUUGCGUCGUGGUCUCUCACCUGAGGAGGGUCAGUAGUCCGCAGGGGAGCAAAACUGACACGGCUGGAAAGACAAACGGCGUGAACGGCACAAGCGACGGAAAUGGCGUGGCUACACCACAGAUUCCAUGGGACGACGACCGAGACGUAUGGUGGCACGAAGAAAUGGAGGAAGCCGAGGAUAAAUGUUAUCCCGUAUGGAUGGGCGCGGAGGAUCCACUUUUUAUCUUGUACACAAGCGGCUCCACGGGAAAACCGAAGGGCGUGCUUCACACCACGGCUGGUUACUUAAUUUAUGCUGCGACCACAUUCAAAUACGUCUUCGAUUAUCAUCCAACCGACGUUUACUGGUGCACUGCUGACGUCGGUUGGAUCACCGGCCACACUUACGUCGUCUACGGUCCCCUGGCGAACGUGGCCACUUCCGUUAUCUUCGAAGGAACACCGUUUUAUCCGGACAACGAUCGUUAUUGGUCAGUCAUCGACAAAUACAAGGUCACGCAAUUCUACACUGCGCCGACUGCGAUCAGGUCGCUAAUGAAGUUCGGGGACGAGCUGGUAAAGAAGCAUAAUUUAUCCUCCUUAAAGGUGCUGGGCUCUGUUGGAGAGCCAAUUAACCCCGAAGCUUGGCUCUGGUUCUACAAUCUCGUUGGUCACGGAAAGUGUAGCAUAGCGGACACGUUCUGGCAAACGGAGACCGGAGGUCACGUGAUCACUCCUUUGCCCGGUGCUACGCCCAUGAAACCAGGAUCUGCAACGUUCCCCUUCUUCGGAGUGUUGCCGGAACUUUUGGACGAGGACGGUCGAUUGAUCGAAGGUGAAGGAGAGGGAUACCUCGUCUUCCGUCAGCCGUGGCCAGGAAUGAUGAGAUCCCUUUACGGAAAUCACCAACGCUUCCAGAAUACGUACUUCGACCGAUUCCACGGCUAUUACUGCACCGGCGACGGCGCCCGACGAGACGCGGACGGCUAUCUGUGGAUAACCGGCCGUAUCGACGACAUGCUGAACGUUUCCGGCCAUCUAAUGUCCACUGCGGAAGUCGAAAGUGUGUUAACCGAGCACUCGGCGGUAGCCGAAGCGGCAGUGGUCAGUAAACCUCACCCCGUGAAAGGACAAUGCCUUUAUUGUUUCAUAACGCCCAACAAGGGUGACACGUUCGACAAAAAACUCCAGGACGAGCUCAAGAAGAAAGUGCGCGAGAAGAUCGGCGCGUUCGCCCAACCGGACGUCAUCCAACACGCGCCAGGACUGCCGAAGACCCGGUCCGGCAAGAUCAUGAGACGGGUCCUGAGGAAGAUCGCCGCGGGCGACAGAAACGUCGGCGACAUCUCGACGUUGGCCGACGAGAGCGUCGUCGAGCUGCUUUUCCAGCUGAGGCCGUAGGCGUGAAGGCUGUAAAACCGUCGACGCGUAGCCGUGAUCGGAGGAAACUUCGUGAAACGUAGUAAUUUAGGCUAAAACAGACAAACAAACGAACAAAGGAAAAGAAAAGAAAAGAAACAAAAAAGCCGACACGCUUCCGGUGAGGGUUCUGCUUCGAGUUGCAAAUCCACGACGAGCGAACGACUUGUCAAAACUGUGAGCAGCUUGGCGGGAUGGUUGCGAUUCGACCGCGAAGAAGCUGCGUCACAGAAAACGGAACAUCUUUCCACGUUUAGCAUCGUUUCCUCUCUGUUGAGUAGCCUAUAGUACUUACGGUACUAUUUAUCGAUUAAUUUGUAAGCUAGUAUUCCGCGGUAAUACAGUAAUGUCUCUCUAAUUGACGGUCAGAUUGU
Megalopta genalis is the source of this 2786-nucleotide messenger RNA. RefSeq names its product acetyl coenzyme A synthase (gene AcCoAS). Lineage: Eukaryota; Metazoa; Arthropoda; Insecta; Hymenoptera; Halictidae. Gene Ontology annotation, biological process: acetyl-CoA biosynthetic process. The record is from RefSeq and is a predicted model, not a curated record. Gene Ontology annotation, molecular function: acetyl-CoA synthetase activity.